Molecule: messenger RNA, 1830 nt
Organism: Pyricularia oryzae 70-15
Lineage: Eukaryota; Fungi; Ascomycota; Sordariomycetes; Magnaporthales; Pyriculariaceae
Exons: 1
Coding region: 149-1651 (500 amino acids)
Biological process (GO): peptidyl-lysine monomethylation
Cellular component (GO): nucleus
Molecular function (GO): protein-lysine N-methyltransferase activity
Source: RefSeq, a predicted model, not a curated record
GCUCUGCUCCAGCCACGCAGGCCCGUGCUCUCUAGAGAAAUCCCACAAGCGCGCGCCACCGCCAUCGCAAACACAGCCUUUUUACAUGCCCCGCACCCCGCCUUAGCAACCUAAACAGUAGUGCAGGAACUUUUCUAGCCCCUUCACGAUGAGCACCGCCAAUGACAAGCGUUUUGCGACCCUGGUCGAAUGGAAUAAGGCCAACGGCGGGCGGCUGAACCCUGCAGUCGAAGUCUAUAACGAUCUGAUCACUAAAGUGUCUCUUCGGGCCAAAGAGGCGGUCACCCCGGACGCGGAUGGUCACUGCGCCACAGUGAGCUGCCCCCUGUCCACUACCCUCUCCGUCCUCAACGCCUUGACCGGAAGUCCACUGUCGACAUCAACGUCUGGAGAAAAUGGAUCCCCAGCACAGUCACCGCCAGCCUUCCCGGACUACUUCCUCCAAAAUGUGCCCCCGCACGUCGUCAGCCGCUUCUUUCUGAUACAGCAGUACCUCCUUGGUCCCAAAUCACACUGGCACCCCUACAUCGCCUCCCUCCCGCAGCCAGAACACCUUGCCUCCUGGAAUCUGCCCCCGUUCUGGCCCGAGGAGGAUGCCGCAGUGCUGGCUGCGACCAACGCUGGCGUUGCGGCCAAGGAGAUGGCCGGCAUCGCGGGCCGGGAGUCCAAGCAGGGCCGACGGGCCCUGAGGGAAUCGGGCCUCGAGAACUGGCGGGAGUACAGCCCGCUGCUGUACCGCUGGGCGUACUGCAUCUUUACGAGCCGGAGCUUUCGGCCCAGUCUCGUGGUUCCCCCGGCGGUUUGGGAGUCGUUGAGGAACGAGCAUGCAAAGUACCUGGACGGGUGUGAGAUGGACGACUUUUCGAUCCUGAUGCCAUUGUUCGACAUAGCCAAUCAUGACCCGCUGGUCCAGGCUACCUGGGAUAGUGAAUCUGUCCCCGGUGAGUGUAGACUUUUGGUCAAUGGCCGGAGCGGACAGGGGUACAGACCAGGCGAGCAGAUCUUCAACAACUACGGGCUCAAGACCAACAGCGAGCUGCUAGUGGCCUAUGGCUUUGUGCUGUCCGAGUCGGAUGACCUGCAGAACGAGUAUUUUCACGUGCGGUUGCAAACCCAAGGCCCUGCGGAUGAAACCACAGGAAAAAGGCCGACCAUACCUCGCGACUUCCUCAUAUCCCUCGACCCACUAUCAAGCCCCAGGUCGGUAGUUGGCCGUGCGCGUCAGUGGAUCCACGAUAGGCAGGGGCUCAGAAAGGAUUUUGACCACUGCGAAGACGCCCUUCUUUGGGCCUUUUGCGAGGUUUAUCUGCAGGUACAGGGGCUGGACCAUGGUGCAAAAGUAGCCCGGCUCGCCAGUAUCCUCGCAGAUUCGUCCCCGGCAGAACACGAACAGUUGAUAGAGUCGCUGCGCGACUUCUUCGUCAAUAAGCUGGAGUUCGACUACGCCAAGAUAUCAGCGGGAGGCAGCGAGGCCAUGCGGACCCUGUUGGCCAAACGCCGCAACGCCAAAGAAGCCGAGGGUUCCACCAGCGGCAAUCAGGACUUGGCGAUGCGGUACCUGACGGCCGUCUUGCGGGUGAUUCAGAUCGCCAUGGUGACGCUGGAUCCGAGCAUAGAGUUUCAGUAUACUCCCGAGGAGGGAGAAGAGUAGGGAGUAUCAGGGCGAAUAGAAGGUUGGUGUCGAGGAUGGGGGUUGGAAGCAAACCUGAAACCUGCCGACAAUUCGACAUGGGAAGAAGUGUAUAAAAGAAUGUCUCGUAAGUGUACCAAACUCUUUGAGCUCCUUUCCUCAUCCCUUGAGUUGGUGAAGUAAAUCUCUUGCGUGGUCGU